Molecule: messenger RNA, 7079 nt
Organism: Spirometra erinaceieuropaei
Lineage: Eukaryota; Metazoa; Platyhelminthes; Cestoda; Diphyllobothriidea; Diphyllobothriidae
Source: the annotation of a GenBank genome assembly
AUGUCGCUCUAUCCGCAUGAUUGUCUGGCUGUUGGGGAAAAAGAGCAGAGGGUAAGGAGGGGCGAGAAGGUGGUGGAAAAGAAGAGGAAGGGAGAUGGAAGGGGAAGGAAAGAAGAGAGAGAAAACGGGGAGGGGGACUGAACGUGGGUAGGAGGAGGUGGGGGGAAGAUAAGUGGCUAAUGGGGGAGAGAUGUAACUGGUUAUUCUAGAACCGAAAAGUGAAUUAUGCACAGAAUCUACCUAACUACUUCAAAAUUUAGUUGGAAAUUUGUAUUUACCUGCUAUGACAGCAUUAUAAUAAAAUUAUUUAUUUAUUUUGAGCUACAAACUGUCUACAGACGGUUCCGCUGUAAACACCGACUGAAAAAAGGGGAUCGAAAGUUAUACUUUUUGCUACCCUGCCGCUAACAUGUUGUUUAAACCAUUCUCGUCCCUAUGCUUCCUCUUACUGCGGAUAUCCCCUUUUGACUUCUUAUAAAAUAUGAUGGUUUCUGGCGUAAGUCAGCCAUCGAAAAGAAUAUUCAGCAACCUGCCUUUGCUUGCGGCAUUCAUCGAGUUGCUCAUAAUAUCCGACAAGUGAUGUGAUACUUUAAAUAUACAAGUGUAUGUUCCAGAAAAGAGACCGAAAAACGAAAAAAUUAUAUAUGACGCAAUGCUGAGAGUAGACAAGAGACGUCUUUCCUUAGUAAAGGGGGCCAUGAUGGGCGCAAUGUGAUAUAUGGUGAAAAUCUAAUCUGCUAAAAUUAUACAGGUUAUUCAUCCCUGAAAUUCAUAUGCAUAGCAAUCUCGUCCUAAGAAGCAUCCGCUCUAGAUUCGCCUUGUUUUCCACAUGUGGUAGCUUUUAAUUUAAUGCCUGAGAAAUUUGAAUAUGUGGCAAUAAUUGUUGCAAGUCAAUAGACUUUCACAAUAUCCCAUUUCACCGUUAAACCUAACAAUAGAGAACAGGGUAAACCCCCAAAAAAUAAUUCAAAUAACCAGAUGUUCAAACUUUCGGAGGCACCAGUUUUUCGCCAAUAUAUUACUUUUCCGGGAGUUUAAGCAUGGAGCUCUGUAUUUUGAAAACUACGUCACGGUAGUAAAUCCAGCUGUCAAUUGGUCACAAAACACGACCGUUAAAGAGGAUAAGCGUAUUCGAAACUCGUAUUUAAACAUAAAUAUUCUUAGGUUUCUAAAUUUCAACCUCGUAAUUUGUUAUCUUAUAAAAUAUGGCCAGUUCUGUUUCCGCGUUUGUCACAUUUUGGUGUGAACAAAUCAUCCCCCUGUCGUCGUGACGUUUUAAGUGCUUGUAGUCUGCUGAAGAUUAUCCUAUGCAACUUCGCAUUUUCUACUUGGCCCUACAUUCCACAGCUUGGGCAGUAAAUUCUGCUCUUUAUUUAUAACCUUGAACUCUGUAACUGGCCUAAGGAUGUUUUAACGUACUAUUCCACUGCUCUUUAGCGUGAGCCGCUCACUUCUACUUCCCGAUGUUUUGUAAGUUGUCAUCCAAUCUACAUUUCUGUAGCUGUAGACCACUUUCUUCCUUUUACACAGAGUAUUUACUCGAUACUAUAUCACAGCGAUUCGGGUAACGGUUGGCUAAGGAAUUUACGCUUUUCCCACAGGAUGUGUUUCAAACUGUUUUAUUUCACCUCUCAGCAUCUAUUCGGUACUCUGUCAACUUCUGGUUGGAAGUGAAGGAAACACAAGAGCUGAAAUUCUUCGCAUACUUAAACUUGAAGCGUCAGAGAAACUUGACGCAAUAAUUAAUUAUGUUUGUGAACAUAUCACAUUCAACUCAAAAGACGGGCAGGAAACAGGUACCACGCAGGCCAGUGGAAUUUUCUUGCAGUCUGGCCUUGGCAUAUUGGAUUCAUACUCUAAAAGUGUCCAAGAGCACUUUGGCGCUUCAUCAAUUGAGGUAAACUCCUCAAACUAUCCUUGAUAUACGUAUUUUAAAUUCAAAUUACAGGUUGACUACGUAAACAAACCAGAUGACUCACGUCGUGUAAUCAACCAGUGGAUCGAAAGUCGAACCAACGGAAAAAUCAAAGAGCUGCUGCCAGACGGGGCAAUUAGCAGUCUUACUAGGUUUGUUAUCGCAAGCGCUGUUUAUUUUAAAGGUGAGCACGUAUUAUAUCUAUUCAUGUUUAAAGGUAUUUGGAAGGAAAAGUUUGCGCCAGCAGCAACAACUUCCGGAAAAUUUUAUCCAUUAAACGGUCAGGAUAUGAACAUGCUUAUGAUGCAAUCUAGGAGGAAGCUUUUUUUCGCUGAGUUCAACGAAGAAUUGGGAGGUCGGGCCGUGCGUCUUCCGUUUGAACGGUUCGUCCAGUGUUCGGUUUCCUCUUUGCCGAAUCUAUUGAACUCCCUUAACGAAUUUCUCGUACAUCCACAUGUUGUCAGUAACUAUAAGCCUUCAUUUAGUGGUGGAGUUUGCGUUUGAGGUGAAUAAUUAACCGGUAUUUUCUCCAUCCUGUCUUCAUCGGUUUGUCCAAAUCUCUUGAGUUUAAAAAGGCAAACUAUAAGUCUGGGUGCCUUUGCUCCAAGCACCCGCUCUGAUAUUAACUUCAAGGGUAACACGAAUGCCAGAACUAGACUUUUAUAGACAGUUGGAAAGCGCUGCCAAAAGACACAUCGAAACUACUUUUAUCGUCCACUAGACGUAUAUAGAUUUAAAUAGUUGGGAGUCAUAGCGGUCUUGUGUCAGAACUCUGAACUUAGCGGACUCUCCAAGGCUGUUUUACAAUUUCUCAAUGAAUGAAUGGGCGUUAAAGCACUCAGUGUGGGAUCUUAUCCUCCAAACCAUGUUUCACUUAUUGAAACAAUAUUCCGAACCGAAAUCGAAUACAUGUAAUUGACUGAAGAGCAUACUUUCACCGGGACGAAGUGGACAGUUUUUCCGACAAAAGCCACCUUAAACGUUUUGGCAUAACGAACCUGUAACGGGUAUUUUGGAUAGCCUCAGACGACGAAUAGGUGCCCGACGGGUUCGGCUGACUUAUUGGCUAAAGAUAUUUUCUAUUUACCAGUAAAAGUGCAUUUAUUUUCAGAAGUAAUCUUCAUAAUGAACACGUACUUGAUACAGUCGCGACAGUUUCUUUACUAGCCGGCCUCGACGAUGCUGCGGAUUGUAUCUAUCCACACCCUCCUGAAGGUCAGGAGGCCACCUCCAUGUGAGAUAACUCCUUCAUCGCAGUUUCUUGUUAGGCAGCGGUAUCAAACACUGUCAGCUUUAUUGCUAUUUUUCAACGACUGUGAACCGUUUCUUUUGAGGAGUUUGUGUACGUUACUAAAUAACGUUUUUUCAGUCAGCGGUAGUCUAUUUACACCGUCUUAUAUUAUCGCAGUCCAGCAUUCGUUACCGUACAGAAGUAACCACACGGAAGAUUGCCAACACCUGCAGCAGCAUCGGUUUGAACGAUGAUAUCGUUCGUGGUCUAUCUGUCUAGCGGCCACUUCGCUCCCUCAGACAGAGAGCUACUGAUUAAAAAGUGUGUCUUUUUUGGCCAUGGGCGUUGUUCGAGAAUACUUUGAGUUCCGCGGCGUUAGUGAAUAAUCCGUUCAAUCAGGCAACUAAUGGGCAACUAACAUACUUUGCCCGUGUGGGGCGGAAUCACUAGAGCAAUCAAAGUCGAUCUGUCAGUGUUCUGGCACAGGUAACGUGCCAUCAAAGACGCGUUAUUUCCAUAAGGUGCCGUUUUUCCACAAGCAGUCAUUGUACUAAACUUGUGUUUGGUGCAGCCCUGACGAAACCCACGCCUGAUGAGCUCUAACAACGGAUCGGAGGGGAUCGAUCCGUACUUUACCUCAGCAACGACAACUGGACGUUUAUGAGCAGGAAUCUGUCCCCGUGUCUGGUUGGACGGUUUUGAGAUAACCUCUUAGUCGCUGUCCCCGAGUAAGCACAAGGGCCGAAUGAAUGGCAAUAACAUCGGGCUCUCGAGGUUUAUUUUCUUCGUCUCACUGAGGGCAAACUAUUUCAUUUUAGAAGAAAGUGAUAUACCUCGCCCUAGUAAAUAUUUUCAAAUACCGCAGCCAAGCGCCUCCAGUUUCCCAUUUCAAGCUGGUCAGAGAGGGAUAAUAGACACUGGUCAUAGCAAUGAUUCUUGCGGAUACACUGUCUGGCUCCAUUAUCCGUCAUGAUUAUCAGAAUCGAAAGCUGCAACAAGGACAGUCAUGCAAAACUGCAUGUGCUGUAGAAGGAUGGAAUUCCGCUUCUGAGUGGAAAACUUACCAGGAACAAAAGCAAAGCUGUCACUUCGACUCAGUUAUUCUUGUGAUCACAUCGCACGCACUUUAUGAUCAUUUUUCAGAGUCCGUAGUGCAUCUUAACUCGAGUUAUCUGUACAGACAGAGGUAAGGUCCUUGGACUAACCGCUUGAUUUUCGUACCAUCGAGUGAAUUGGAAAAUCCACCCACCAUUCUCGAAGAGUGAGGACGUCAUUGAUGCUCACUUCCCGGCUUUGUCUGCAACGAAGUCGCCAAUCAUAUCGUACACGAGGUCAUUCAGUGCAAUGAACCAGCAUAGUUGCAGCAAAAAAAACAAAAGUAGCCAAUAUCCCGGUUCGGUCAUUCCACCUACCGGCAACCAUCAGCUGAUCGGGGUGACGAAGUCUUUUAUCAGGUACGUGCAGUUGUGAGUGCAUCUUUACUGUGCUGGUAGGUAACUGGUUCUAUCGUGUGGACGGAAACGAUAGAGAUGUUAGUAAAGGUCUCCCUUUCAGACAGAGUGGGUUAGGCGUCCGUUUUGUCAUUAACAGAGAAGCCGCCGCCACCUGAUGUGAAAAAAGUGUAUUUAAUUCUUCCUCCAAUCUUUCCCACCCUUCAGUCAGGAAAUGAUCAUUGUGUUGCCCAAUUCGAACGAUGGACUCCCCGCUUUACUACAGAAAUUACUGGAGCCAUCCCAAGGACGGCUAUUCAGUGACAUCAUUUCUCGUGAUGUUUACCAUCAGGUGGAAGUUCGAGUGAGACUGCCGAAGUUCAAGCUAACGAAAGGCUGCAGCCAGGACUUGAAGAAAACUUUGUCCGCCCUCGGAAUGCCGUCAGCAUUCGAUGCCAGCAAAGCUGACUUCUCGGCAAUAACCGGUCACAGGGAUCUCUUCUUGUCUGCUAUGUUCCACAAGGCUGUGAUUGAGGUGUGUUUAAUGUUACUUUUAUAUUUUCUAUAUAUGCUACUUGUUUGUAGAGUAGGUAUUACGUGGUUAUUCCACUGUACUUGAUUGUCUUCGACUCAAAUUUUCGUUGAAAUUUCGGGUCUGACUGUAAAAGGUUAAAUCCCGCAGGCUUAACCCCACGUUUUGCACUGAAAGUGGUAGUCCAGUAGCUUCAUCGCGUACGUCUUCAUAAACGCUUUUCCCUCUUCGUCCUACCUUUCCUCUAGUAGGUUAUUAACGACCCGCAGGGUCAAUUCUUCAGGUAUGGAGGUGAUUAUAGAGACGACGUCAGAAGAUACCAUUAUCUCGUCGAGAGCUAUUACGACGCCUCUGAGUUUUUCCUGGAAGUGCUUUGAAGAUACGGUUGUGUGUUCUGAGCCGUCCGUUAGCUUCUCCAAAUGCUUGGCAAGCCAUUUAGCCAGUCCGUAGGUGGGUGUGCCUUUCAACGCCACAAUUGGUCGUAGAGGCACACCUGGUUUGUAGAUUUUCGACAAAUCAUUGAAACGCGCUAAGGCAGCAUCAUGUGGUUCCAUCUGUCUCAAAUCCUUUUCUGAUAUUACCCUUUGGUUAUUUAUUUGAUCCAGGCUCCUAUUGGUUUUGUCUACCAGUGUGUUUAUGGGGUCAGUGUCGACGACCAUAUGACUGGUUGUCAUUUAACAGCUUCCGAGCUUUUGCCGCGUACUCUGGCAUGCGUAAGACUACGGUUGCCCGCCCUUCGUCCGCCGGAAUAAUGACAAUUUCUUCGACCUUCUUUACAUAUGCAUAUAUAUGAAUAACGGAAGUAGUUUGUAUUCCGAGACGAUAUAAUAAAAGGAGAAGGGUCGUCGGAAAAUCGAGAUAUACUCGUGAAUUUUCAAAUCCGUUACACCAACCAUAUAUGCAUGCACACACUGGACACUGAACACAAAUUUGCAUUGGAGAACACUCGCAUUGUUGGCGCCUGCCCAAUAAGGAAAGGCCGCGAAUUCCUGGAGGCAAUGCACUCCAUGCAUCAAUCGGCAUAUUGAUUCAGAUGUCGCAUACAACUUUCUGAAGGACAAAUGGAAGCGAGCGCAGCCAGUGCCAAUGGGAUGACGAAAAACCAUUGGCGCAGGCUUCGGCCAACCAUAGAAUCACUGGUUCGACACGGUUAAAUAGUUAACUGUUUUUGUACAUAACCCAAAAGUCUGACGACGAGCUGGCGAACCAGACUCGAAAAUUUACGCAUUAAAGGUUAUUCUCUUCCCAAAGAAUCUUACUUAUUUUUAAUUAAAUUUCUUGGGAUUCCCGUUUUCCAGCACAUAUAUAUGGGUUCGAGUGAGAAUCUGAAACAUCAGGCCAGUAAACAUUUUGUCCCAGUGAUGGCAACUUCUUUUUCUUCUGUUCUCAUGCAUUCUAAAUUGUGAGCCAGCCGGGUAGCUGGACGCUCAUUGGUCAGGUCACGGAACAUGCUUGUUCCGUUGUGCCUUGGGGCUCAUAUAAGAGCCCUCGCAGGUAGUCGCACACCGACCAGUAGUGGAAGUAAUUGAGAUGAUACCGACAAAGACAAGGGAAACCGAAAUUGCUAUUUCUGGCUUAUUAACCGUCAUCAGCCAGUCAUACCUAACCCAAAGUGUGGAUCACUGGGGAACCAGACUCGAACAUUUACGAAAUAAAGUUUGCUCAUUUUCCCAAAGGACCUAUUCUUCUUCGAAAUAUAUAUAUAUAUACAUGCAUAUGCAUAUAUAAAGAUGACGAAGAGUCCUUUCUGCAUUCAAUUUUGUUCCCUCUAAUGCCCCUCUAUCGUUUUAGGUGGACGAGAGCGGUGCGGAGGCCGCUGCAGCCACCGCAGCCGUUGCAAAUACACGAUGUAUGCCCAUAAAUAUGCCGCAGGAUUUCAUCGUGGAUCAUCCGUUCCUCUUCUUCAUCAUCAGCGAGACCGGACUGCCAAUCUUCAUGGGUCAUGUCGUUGAGCCUGAGUCGAACAGCUAG